AUGGCCGCGAAGUCGGAUGGAGCCGGGGCGGCCUCGGCUGUGCGCAUGGAGGGCGCGGAGGGCGGCGGCGCGGGCUCCCUGCCGGGCGGGUCCCGCCGAGGGGGCGGCGGGGGCGCGGGGCUCGGGCCGGGCGGCCCCUUGGCGGCCGCCCCGCCGGCGCCCCGCGCCUACAGCCUGCUGGACUGCUGCUGGGUGCUGUGCGCCCUGCUCGUCUUCUUCUCGGACGGGGCCAGCGACCUGUGGCUGGCGGCCGAUUACUACCUGCGGCGCCAGUUCUGGUGGUUCGGCCUCACGCUGCUCUUCGUGCUGCUGCCCUCGCUCGUGGUGCAGCUGCUCAGCUUCAGGUGGUUCGUCUACGACUACGCGGCGCCCCGAGCCCCCGGGCCGGCCGCGGCCCCGGCCCCGGCCCCCGCCGCCGGCACCAAGGACAGCGGCUGCACCAAGGACAGCGGCCGGCCCGGCUCCGCGCUCCUCUCGCCGCCCCCCGCCCCGGCCCCGGCCCCCGGCGCCUACCGGACCCGGGGCUGCUGCCGCCUCUGCAUCUGGAUCCUGCAGUCCCUCAUCCACCUCCUGCAGCUGGGACAGGUCUGGAGGUACCUCCGGACCCUGUACCUUGGCCUCCAGAGCCGCUGGCAGUCAGAGCACAAGCAGCGCCACUUCUACUGGAAGAUGAUGUUUGAGAGUGCUGACAUCAGCAUGCUGCGGCUGCUGGAGACCUUCCUGAAGAGCGCCCCCCAGCUGGUGCUGCAGCUGAGCAUCAUGGUGCAGCAGAACAACAUCGAGCCUCUGCAGGGUCUCUCGGCCUCGGCCUCCCUCGUGUCUCUGGCGUGGAUGAUUGCCUCCUACCAGAAGGUGCUGCGGGACUCGCGGGAGGACAAGAUGCCCAUGUCCUACAAGGGGGCAGUGGUGCAGAUCCUCUGGCACCUGUUCACCAUCGCUGCCCGCGCCAUUGCCUUCGCCCUCUUUGCCUCUGUGUUCCAGCUCUACUUUGGCAUCUUCAUUGUCACGCAUUGGUGCAUCAUGACCUUCUGGAUCAUCCAGGGGGAGACGGACUUCUGCAUGUCCAAGUGGGAGGAGAUCAUCUACAACAUGGUGGUGGGUAUCAUCUACAUCUUCUGCUGGUUCAACGUGAAGGAGGGCCGGAGCCGCUGCCGCAUGGCCAUCUACUACACCAUCACUCUGGUGGAGAAUGCGGCCCUCACCGGCCUCUGGUACAUGUACUACAACCGCCAGGCCACCUCAGACUUCGACGCCUUAAUCAUCGUCUGUGUGGUCUCAUCCAGCUUCGCCCUGGGCAUCUUCUUCAUGUUCAUCUACUACUGCCUCUUGCACCCCAACGGGCCCGUGUUUGGCCCCCAGACCACAGGCUGCAUUUUCAAAAAGGCGCCGGCCACCUGCGUGGGGCCCCCAGAGGACGUUAUCACCAGCCCCCCACGCUCCCUGCCACGGACUACAGGGGGGGAGAGGGAAGGGGUGCCAGGGGACAGGGACAGCUGCGUGCCUGUUUUUCAGGUCAGGCCAAGCGUCCCCCCGACCCCUGUUGCCCGCGCCCCCCGGACAGAAGGGCCCGUCAUCCGAAUAGAUCUGCCCAGGAAGAAGUACCCAGCCUGGGACGCCCAUUUUAUUGACAGGCGGCUCCGUAAGACGAUCCUAGCGCUGGAGUAUUCUUCUCCGGCUACCCCACGCCUGCAGUACCGCAGCGUCGGGGCCUCGCAGGAGGUGCUGGAGUAUGAGACCACGGUGUAGGCCAGCGCGGGAGCCAUGUAACUGCCUAGCAUGCCCCCCGCCAUGGGGCUGACACACUGGUGCAUUUCCAGAGCCAACUGGCCACCAGCCACGCCCGGCCUUCCGCUGCCCUGGAAAGUGGCUGUCCAGUAUCUUCUUAGCAUUUUGCCUUUUGUGUUCAUUAGCACUGAUGGCCCCCACCUCCCCACUCUACCCCCCAAUCCUAGAGGGGUUGGCGAGGUCAGCUGGUGCUACCCCCGCUCUGCCUUGCUGAGCUCUCCCUCUAGCGAUGCCAUGGCAAAGGAUUCCUCCCUGGGCCCCAGUUGCUUCCCUGUCAACCCCACAGAUGGGCCCAGAGGGGUCCAUCCUCCCCUCCAGGCAGGAGGUUUUGUUGGUGCUGAAAUACCUCACGUGUACCUGAGCUCAAACAGCCUGGAGCCGCCCCGUGGCAUGGCUUCUAGCCACCAGCAAAGGGGCAGGGCACCUGGUUUGCACAGGGCCCGGCUGGA
Gopherus flavomarginatus (Mexican gopher tortoise) is the source of this 2234-nucleotide messenger RNA. RefSeq names its product XK related 7 (gene XKR7). NCBI's taxonomy places the organism in Eukaryota, Metazoa, Chordata, Testudines, Testudinidae. Gene Ontology annotation, cellular component: plasma membrane. Gene Ontology annotation, biological process: phosphatidylserine exposure on apoptotic cell surface; apoptotic process involved in development; engulfment of apoptotic cell. The coding region runs from base 1 to 1746 and encodes 581 amino acids. The transcript has 3 exons. The record is from RefSeq and is a predicted model, not a curated record.